AUGAGCAUGGCGUCGUAUCUUCGCCUCGGGAGAUACGCCUCUCUGAAUUCCCUCUCCCUUCUCCACUUCCACAACCCACCGCUUCCCACCGUCAGAUGCUCUUCUUCUUCUUCGUCUUCGCCGUCAUCUUCCGGUAACCCUAAGCCGGAUAAGAAGAAGCUCGGGGAUCGUCUUUCGUCGGUAAUCGACGCCGUCAACGAUCAGAAACUACCACCCGAACUUCGUGGCCAGCGCAAUAUUGUUAGGUCAGAAACUGACUUGAUCAACGUUGUUGAGCAAAGAAUAUGGCAUUCAAUGGAAGAAGGCCAAUUCGAAAACUUGCCGGGGAAAGGAAAGCCGCUUAAACUUGACACAAAUCCUCAUGCAGAUCCAGCUGAAGACACGUUAUACAGAAUCCUCUCCAAGAACGGAUGUGCACCGGAGUGGGUUGAACUUAACAAAGAGAUAAGAUCUAGAAUAUCUCAAUGGAGGAUGUCAUUGAAGAAAGCUUGCGCAAGUAAAUGCAGUGGAGAUCAGUCUACGUGGGAUGAAAGUUCAGAGGCUUUGAAAUCGCAGUUAAAAGAAAUCAAUGAUAAGGUUUUUCGGUAUAACCUCAUUGUGCCUUUUGGUCGGCAAAUGUCCGGUCUUAAGUGGGAGAAAGAGCUAGGUUAUUUAGAAGAAUGA
Messenger RNA from Vicia faba (fava bean), 663 nucleotides. NCBI's taxonomy places the organism in Eukaryota, Viridiplantae, Streptophyta, Magnoliopsida, Fabales, Fabaceae. The record is from the annotation of a GenBank genome assembly.